Messenger RNA from Symsagittifera roscoffensis, 2233 nucleotides. RefSeq lists its product as uncharacterized. The transcript is spliced from 10 exons. Bases 158 to 2233 code for a protein of 691 amino acids. The record is from RefSeq and is a predicted model, not a curated record. NCBI's taxonomy places the organism in Eukaryota, Metazoa, Xenacoelomorpha, Acoela, Convolutidae.
UCAUAUAUAUACAUAUUUUAGCACAUGCAGUUUGAAAAAGUGAUCUGAAUUUAGUUGUCUUAUAUAUUUACAGCGUCUAUUUAUCUUAUAUUUUUACGUGUAUCUAUCUACUGAAACCAGAAAAUCGACCUGAACCCACAGGCGUGAGAGGGAUGACAUGACAACUGUCAAGAUGGGUGAAAGCAGUUCUGUUAAAAUGGUUCUGGAGAUUGACAUUGAUUUGAGUGAAUAUGGCGAAGCAAAUGUCAAGUCAACAGACAAACUAGAACUGGUCAGGCAGUUGGACAAACACAAUGGCGAAAUUGGAAACAGUUCAAUUUUUGACAACAUUUUCCCAAAAGUACUUCCAGUCUUUACAAAUGACAUCCACUACCGAAACAGUUUCUUCCAUCCGACACUCAGAAGAUUCUGUUCGAGUUCAUAUGGACAGAAAACCCAGCCACAAGGAAACUCCGCAGCCCCAGAAGAACGAUGGGCCAUAUUCCCGAAUUGGGAUUUCCGCUCUAUCUUGAAACUCUUCGAACCAGCAGAUAUUACCGAAAGAUUUCCAUCAGGCAUUUUUCGAUCCAGUUAUCAGCUUCUGGUUGACGUUCAGAGUAGUCAAGCGUUUCUGAUAUUAAUAGUCACACAGUCAGACAAGGCAAUUAAUUUUUCACCCUUCAUCGAACUUCACAGACUACUCGGGCAAGUGGCACCGUUCAACAUGAUUACUCCAGUAGUAUUAUUGCCAAAGGGAGUAAAUCAAGAAAGCAUUCAAACCCUGCCUUGCAACCUUCGAAUAGUAUCUGAGAAUGAUGGUAUAUCUAGUUUGGUACCAAGGCCACACCACGAGGCACAUGGUGAUGAUGGAUUCAAGUAUCUCGUCGCCUUGCUUGUUUUCUUGGCACCAAGAUUCAACAGUUUAACCUUGUGCACGAAAGAGUUAAAGCCUCCUAAUCCAGCAGAUUGCGACAGAUCAUUCAAGCUAAAUGACGUUGAACAAGUUUCACAUCUCGCUGACUAUUAUUUCCAAAAUCUAAACGGACCAGUUCAGUCAGUUCCAAGAAUCGACGAAAUCCCAGGAGGUGUAUUGUACGGCCACUGUGAUAAAGAAGGAAACCCUUGUAUCCCAGAUGGUGAUACUUAUAAAGAGUCGGCUUAUAAAGGCGAAUUUCUUGAAUUCUGGGAUGAGUGUGUUGCAAACAUUGAUGAAGCAGCGGGAUUGUUUCUACACAGUUUUAAUGGCUCAAAUUCGAUCAGAGUGUUUUCAAAUGCAUCUUACACUGACAACUUUGAGAUAGAUUGGCUCUACGUCAACAACCACCAACUUGUGGCGAUAGAAGUUGGUCGCUCUUGUGGCAAGACACCUGCAAAAAUCAUCAAAGAGAAAAUUGAACAGAUGCUUACAAGGACUGUUCCGAGAAUUCAACACAUGCUGAUGAGUAUCAUCAAGACAUAUACAACUCACCAGGAACAAACCCAUGAACAACAUAAUACUGUCAGAGCUUAUCUCGGUGAGAACGUUUUCUUCAUUAUUGCACUCACCAAUGUUCAAUUGGAAGACAUUCGUAAAUAUAUCAGCGGCCGAAUCAGUGAUAAUAAAAGAAAACGAAAGACUGGCGAAGAAGACAGAAAACGAGCGGCUGGCAAAAAAGUUGUUAAUGACAUUGAUUGUUCAUCCAGUGACAUUCUUAAUCAAGUUUGGUUCAUUACAAAGGAAACGGUAAAAUCACCCCCAGAGAAGAAAUUUAUUUAUCGAUUCAGCGGGCUGAUGGGACAAUCAUCAUGUUGCGAGCAAACUUUGUGGACAGAUAUCUUGGCAUUUAACAAUAAUCAAGCGGAAUGUCAGAAAACAAGGUUACAUCAUUACAUAGCUGGUAUAAUUUAUCUAUCGUACAGUUUUCAACAACCUUUGAGCGUCCAUGACCGGUUUCAAGAGCAGCAUAAUGAUUAUAUCGAAUCUCGAUAUGGAAACAAAUCUGCGGCGUCAGAUGUCAAAUAUGAUGACAGAAAGGUGUUCCAGUUCCAGUUCCAGUUAUCUGACAUUAUUCUAAGUCCACAGCAGCUCUCAAUUCUGAGAAGUGGCAUUAGAAACCUUGUUGUUUACGGAGAGGCUGGAUCCGGAAAGUCAUCUUUGCUACUCGCGCUUGCAUUAGAAAAAUGCGGGAAACAAGUUUCUUCACCAGAACACGUGUAUUACUUCACACCUGACCGGAAAAGUUCUUUCCAUGAAGAUUUAGAAACAACACCCUGA